Spodoptera exigua (beet armyworm) is the source of this 6225-nucleotide messenger RNA. Lineage: Eukaryota; Metazoa; Arthropoda; Insecta; Lepidoptera; Noctuidae. The record is from the annotation of a GenBank genome assembly.
AUGACGGUGCGAGGCCUGCGGCUAUGUUCUUCCAUCGUAGCUUGGUUCUACUUCGGAGGCCUAUUCUACAUCGUAGCUUUGUUAAUCGUCGUAAAUCCGUUUUAUACCGUAGCUUUAGUCUACGUUGAAGCUUUGUCCUACGUCGUUGCUUUGAUCUACGUCCUUGUUUAUUCUGCGUCCUUGUUCUACAUCGUAGCUUUGUUCUUCGUCGUACUUUGGUUCUACGUCGUAGCUCUGUUUAGCUCUGUAGCUUUGUUCUACGUCGUAACUCUGUUUAGCUCUGUAGCUUUGUUCUACGUCGUAGCUCGAUUCUACGUCAUAGCGGUGUUAUGCUUCGUAGCUUUGUUCUACGUCGUAACUCUGUUUUGCUUCGUAGCUUUGUUCUACGUCGUAACUCUGUUUAGCUCUGUAGCUUUGUUCUACGUCGUAGCUCGAUUCUACGUCAUAGCGGUGUUAUGCUUCGUAGCUUUGUUCUACGUCGUAACUCUGUUUAGCUCUGUAGCUUUGUUCUACGUCGUAGCUCGAUUCUACGUCAUAGCGGUGUUAUGCUUCGUAGCUUUGUUCUACGUCGUAACUCUGUUUAGCUCUGUAGCUUUGUUCUACGUCGUAGCUCGAUUCUACGUCAUAGCGGUGUUAUGCUUCGUAGCUUUGUUCUACGUCGUAACUCUGUUAUGCUUCGUAGCUUUGUUCUACGUCGUAACUCUGUUAUGCUUCGUAGCUUUGUUCUCCGUCGUAACUCUGUUUAGCUCUGUAGCUUUGUUCUACGUCGUAGCUCGAUUCUACGUCAUAGCGGUGUUAUGCUUCGUAGCUUUGUUCUACGUCGUAACUCUGUUAUGCUUCGUAGCUUUGUUCUACGUCGUAACUCUGUUAUGCUUCGUAGCUUUGUUCUCCGUCGUAACUCUGUUUAGCUCUGUAGCUUUGUUCUACGUCGUAGCUCGAUUCUACGUCAUAGCGGUGUUAUGCUUCGUAGCUUUGUUCUACGUCGUAACUCUGUUAUGCUUCGUAGCUUUGUUCUACGUCGUAACUCUGUUAUGCUUCGUAGCUUUGUUCUCCGUCGUAACUCUGUUUAGCUCUGUAGCUUUGUUCUACGUCGUAGCUCGAUUCUACGUCAUAGCGGUGUUAUGCUUCGUAGCUUUGUUCUACGUCGUAACUCUGUUAUGCUUCGUAGCUUUGUUCUACGUCGUAACUCUGUUAUGCUUCGUAGCUUUGUUCUCCGUCGUAACUCUGUUUAGCUCUGUAGCUUUGUUCUACGUCGUAGCUCGAUUCUACGUCAUAGCGGUGUUAUGCUUCGUAGCUUUGUUCUCCGUCGUAACUCUGUUUUGCUCCGUAGCUUUGUUCUACGUCGUAACUCUGUUUUGCUCCGUAGCUUUGUUCUACGUCGUAACUCUGUUUAGCUCUGUAGCUUUGUUCUCCGUCGUAACUCUGUUUUGCUUCGUAGCUUUGUUCUACGUCGUAACUCUGUUUUGCUCCGUAGCUUUGUUCUACGUCGUAACUCUGUUUUGCUUCGUAGCUUUGUUCUCCGUCGUAACUCUGUUUUGCUCCGUAGCUUUGUUCUACGUCGUAACUCUGUUUUGCUCCGUAGCUUUGUUCUACGUCGUAACUCUGUUUAGCUCUGUAGCUUUGUUCUACGUCGUAGCUCGAUUCUACGUCAUAGCGGUGUUAUGCUUCGUAGCUUUGUUCUCCGUCGUAACUCUGUUUUGCUCCGUAGCUUUGUUCUACGUCGUAACUCUGUUUUGCUUCGUAGCUUUGUUCUCCGUCGUAACUCUGUUUUGCUUCGUAGCUUUGUUCUACGUCGUAACUCUGUUUUGCUUCGUAGCUUUGUUCUACGUCGUAACUCUGUUUUGCUCCGUAGCUUUGUUCUACGUCGUAACUCUGUUUUGCUUCGUAGCUUUGUUCUACGUCGUAACUCUGUUUUGCUUCGUAGCUUUGUUCUACGUCGUAACUCUGUUUUGCUCCGUAGCUUUGUUCUACGUCGUAACUCUGUUUUGCUUCGUAGCUUUGUUCUCCGUCGUAACUCUGUUUUGCUUCGUAGCUUUGUUCUCCGUCGUAACUCUGUUUUGCUUCGUAGCUUUGUUCUACGUCGUAACUCUGUUUUGCUCCGUAGCUCGAUUCUACGUCAUAGCGGUGUUAUGCUUCGUAGCUUUGUUCUACGUCGUAACUCUGUUUAGCUCUGUAGCUUUGUUCUACGUCGUAGCUCGAUUCUACGUCAUAGCGGUGUUAUGCUUCGUAGCUUUGUUCUACGUCGUAACUCUGUUUAGCUCUGUAGCUUUGUUCUACGUCGUAGCUCGAUUCUACGUCAUAGCGGUGUUAUGCUUCGUAGCUUUGUUCUACGUCGUAACUCUGUUAUGCUUCGUAGCUUUGUUCUACGUCGUAACUCUGUUAUGCUUCGUAGCUUUGUUCUCCGUCGUAACUCUGUUUAGCUCUGUAGCUUUGUUCUACGUCGUAGCUCGAUUCUACGUCAUAGCGGUGUUAUGCUUCGUAGCUUUGUUCUACGUCGUAGCUCGAUUCUACGUCAUAGCGGUGUUAUGCUUCGUAGCUUUGUUCUCCGUCGUAACUCUGUUUUGCUCCGUAGCUUUGUUCUACGUCGUAACUCUGUUUUGCUUCGUAGCUUUGUUCUCCGUCGUAACUCUGUUUUGCUUCGUAGCUUUGUUCUACGUCGUAACUCUGUUUUGCUUCGUAGCUUUGUUCUACGUCGUAACUCUGUUUUGCUCCGUAGCUUUGUUCUACGUCGUAACUCUGUUUUGCUUCGUAGCUUUGUUCUACGUCGUAACUCUGUUUUGCUUCGUAGCUUUGUUCUACGUCGUAACUCUGUUUUGCUCCGUAGCUUUGUUCUACGUCGUAACUCUGUUUUGCUUCGUAGCUUUGUUCUCCGUCGUAACUCUGUUUUGCUUCGUAGCUUUGUUCUCCGUCGUAACUCUGUUUUGCUUCGUAGCUUUGUUCUACGUCGUAACUCUGUUUUGCUCCGUAGCUCGAUUCUACGUCAUAGCGGUGUUAUGCUUCGUAGCUUUGUUCUACGUCGUAACUCUGUUUAGCUCUGUAGCUUUGUUCUACGUCGUAGCUCGAUUCUACGUCAUAGCGGUGUUAUGCUUCGUAGCUUUGUUCUACGUCGUAACUCUGUUUAGCUCUGUAGCUUUGUUCUACGUCGUAGCUCGAUUCUACGUCAUAGCGGUGUUAUGCUUCGUAGCUUUGUUCUACGUCGUAACUCUGUUAUGCUUCGUAGCUUUGUUCUACGUCGUAACUCUGUUAUGCUUCGUAGCUUUGUUCUCCGUCGUAACUCUGUUUAGCUCUGUAGCUUUGUUCUACGUCGUAGCUCGAUUCUACGUCAUAGCGGUGUUAUGCUUCGUAGCUUUGUUCUACGUCGUAACUCUGUUAUGCUUCGUAGCUUUGUUCUCCGUCGUAACUCUGUUUAGCUCUGUAGCUUUGUUCUACGUCGUAGCUCGAUUCUACGUCAUAGCGGUGUUAUGCUUCGUAGCUUUGUUCUCCGUCGUAACUCUGUUUUGCUCCGUAGCUUUGUUCUACGUCGUAACUCUGUUUUGCUCCGUAGCUUUGUUCUACGUCGUAACUCUGUUUAGCUCUGUAGCUUUGUUCUCCGUCGUAACUCUGUUUUGCUUCGUAGCUUUGUUCUCCGUCGUAACUCUGUUUUGCUCCGUAGCUUUGUUCUACGUCGUAACUCUGUUUUGCUCCGUAGCUUUGUUCUACGUCGUAACUCUGUUUAGCUCUGUAGCUUUGUUCUACGUCGUAGCUCGAUUCUACGUCAUAGCGGUGUUAUGCUUCGUAGCUUUGUUCUCCGUCGUAACUCUGUUUUGCUCCGUAGCUUUGUUCUACGUCGUAACUCUGUUUUGCUUCGUAGCUUUGUUCUCCGUCGUAACUCUGUUUUGCUUCGUAGCUUUGUUCUACGUCGUAACUCUGUUUUGCUUCGUAGCUUUGUUCUACGUCGUAACUCUGUUUUGCUCCGUAGCUUUGUUCUACGUCGUAACUCUGUUUUGCUUCGUAGCUUUGUUCUCCGUCGUAACUCUGUUUUGCUUCGUAGCUUUGUUCUCCGUCGUAACUCUGUUUUGCUUCGUAGCUUUGUUCUACGUCGUAACUCUGUUUUGCUCCGUAGCUCGAUUCUACGUCAUAGCGGUGUUAUGCUUCGUAGCUUUGUUCUCCGUCGUAACUCUGUUUUGCUUCGUAGCUUUGUUCUCCGUCGUAACUCUGUUUUGCUCCGUAGCUUUGUUCUACGUCGUAACUCUGUUUUGCUUCGUAGCUUUGUUCUCCGUCGUAACUCUGUUUUGCUUCGUAGCUUUGUUCUACGUCGUAACUCUGUUUUGCUUCGUAGCUUUGUUCUCCGUCGUAACUCUGUUUUGCUCCGUAGCUUUGUUCUCCGUCGUAACUCUGUUUUGCUCCGUAGCUUUGUUCUACGUCGUAACUCUGUUUAGCUCUGUAGCUUUGUUCUACGUCGUAACUCUGUUUUGCUCUGUAGCUUUGUUCUACGUCGUAACUCUGUUUUGCUUCGUAGCUUUGUUCUCCGUCGUAACUCUGUUUUGCUUCGUAGCUUUGUUCUACAUCGUAACUCUGUUUUGCUCCGUAGCUUUGUUCUACGUCGUAACUCUGUUUUGCUCUGUAGCUUUGUUCUACGUCGUAACUCUGUUUUGCUUCGUAGCUUUGUUCUCCGUCGUAACUCUGUUUUGCUCUGUAGCUUUGUUCUCCGUCGUAACUCUGUUUAGCUCUGUAGCUUUGUUCUACGUCGUAGCUCGAUUCUACGUCAUAGCGGUGUUAUGCUUCGUAGCUUUGUUCUCCGUCGUAACUCUGUUUUGCUCUGUAGCUUUAUUCUCCGUCGUAACUCUGUUUUGCUUCGUAGCUUUGUUCUCCGUCGUAACUCUGUUUAGCUCUGUAGCUUUGAUCUACGUCGUAGCUCGAUUCUACGUCAUAGCGGUGUUAUGCUUCGUAGCUUUGUUCUCCGUCGUAACUCUGUUUUGCUUCGUAGCUUUGUUCUACGUCGUAACUCUGUUUUGCUUCGUAGCUUUGUUCUCCGUCGUAACUCUGUUUAGCUCUGUAGCUUUGAUCUACGUCGUAGCUCGAUUCUACGUCAUAGCGGUGUUAUGCUUCGUAGCUUUGUUCUCCGUCGUAACUCUGUUUUGCUCUGUAGCUUUGUUCUCCGUCGUAACUCUGUUUAGCUCUGUAGCUUUGAUCUACGUCGUAGCUCGAUUCUACGUCAUAGCGGUGUUAUGCUUCGUAGCUUUGUUCUACGUCGUAACUCUGUUUAGCUCUGUAGCUUUGUUCUACGUCGUAACUCUGUUUAGCUCUGUAGCUUUGUUCUACGUCGUAACUCUGUUUUGCUUCGUAGCUUUGUUCAACGUCGUAACUCUGUUUAGCUCUGUAGCUUUGUUCUCCGUCGUAACUCUGUUUAGCUCUGUAGCUUUGUUCUACGUCGUAGCUCGAUUCUACGUCAUAGCGGUGUUAUGCUUCGUAGCUUUGUUCUACGUCGUAACUCUGUUUAGCUCUGUAGCUUUGUUCUACGUCGUAGCUCGAUUCUACGUCAUAGCGGUGUUAUGCUUCGUAGCUUUGUUCUACGUCGUAACUCUGUUUAGCUCUGUAGCUUUGUUCUACGUCGUAGCUCGAUUCUACGUCAUAGCGGUGUUAUGCUUCGUAGCUUUGUUCUCCGUCGUAACUCUGUUUUGCUUCGUAGCUUUGUUCUACGUCGUAACUCUGUUUUGCUUCGUAGCUUUGUUCAACGUCGUAACUCUGUUUAGCUCUGUAGCUUUGUUCUACGUCGUAACUCUGUUUAGCUCUGUAGCUUUGUUCUACGUCGUAGCUCUGUUUAGCUCUGUAGCUUUGUUCUACGUCGUAGCUCGAUUCUACGUCAUAGCGGUGUUAUGCUUCGUAGCUUUGUUCUCCGUCGUAACUCUGUUUAGCUCUGUAGCUUUGUUCUACGUCGUAGCUCGAUUCUACGUCAUAGCGGUGUUAUGCUUCGUAGCUUUGUUCUACGUCGUAACUCUGUUUUGCUUCGUAGCUUUGUUCUACGUCGUAACUCUGUUUUGCUUCGUAGCUUUGUUCUCCGUCGUAACUCUGUUUUGCUUCGUAGCUUUGUUCUACGUCGUAACUCUGUUUUGCUUCGUAGCUUUGUUCUACGUCGUAACUCUGUUUUGCUUCGUAGCUUUGUUCUACGUCGUAACUCUGUUUUGCUCCGUAGCUUUGUUCUACAGCGUAAACUCCAUCGUAGCUUGCCAUAACGUCGCAGGCUAG